GAAAAACAUAAAGAGAGAGGAAACAAACAAAAAAAAAAAAUAAUUUAUCAAAUUCAGAAAACAAGUUGAAAUUUUGUUCAUUAUGAAAUUUAUAAUACGGUGAAUCAUUCCAAAUUUCUGGUCAUAUAUUCUUUUAAAUUUUUUUUUGGCUAAAAUUGCUUAUGUAGACGACGAUGGCCAAGAAGGGAGCGGUGCAACAAUUGCAGGCGGAUCUACAGAACGAUGAGGAUUUUGCCAGGUUCCUGGAACGUCCUGGAUUGUUGGUAUUGGAUGUUUACUCGGACUGGUGCGGUCCUUGUCUGGGUAUGGUUGGUAGUUUGCGUAGGGUUAAACUUGAAUAUGGCGGUGAUAACUUGCAGUUGGCCAUUUGCAAAUCGGAUACAAUCACAGAUUUAAAGCGUUUCAAUAAGAGGAGUGAGCCCACUUGGCUGUUUGUAACAGGCGGCAAGGCGGUGAAUAUUAUGUAUGGUACUGAUGCCCCAAAGCUCUUGGCUGUGGUCAUAAAGGAGCUGGAGAAGACAUUGCAGAAGCUACCGCGUUCACAUGUAUAUGAUAUAGCAGAGCUCCAACCCAUUGAGGUGGAGCAGUUGCGUGUGAAGACCGAAGCCCUUGAGAAGCUCGAACGGAUUGAACGUGAUGCUAAGAAUAAGAAACAAAAUGACUAUCUGAACCAAGUGACGGAUGCCAUUAUGGAGAAUAUGCCGGAUAUUGGUGUCACAGUCUUUGGACCACAAGUUAAUCGUGAUAUGUUUAAGAAAUUAACAGAGCCCGCAGAACCACUCAAAAUGCAGUGCAAGGAUCGCAAAGUUGUUCAAGUGACUGCCGAACAAUUUGAUAUUGUCAAUUAUGCGUGUAGGAAUCCAAUGCCACCCGAUGUGCUGGAACAGCUGGAUGGCAAGGAAUUGCUUAUGUGCUUUUGGAAGAUCGAUGAGACAGUGGGAACGGUCCCCAAUGUGCUGGCGGCAUAUGCCCAUGAGCUGACAAAGGAGAGAUCUGCCCCGCCAAAUGAGCAAUUCUUUGAGGAGCAUGCUAUCCCUCCUAUAAUAUCGCCCAUGAAGAUCAAAUUUGAAGUGGAACUUAAGGAGGGCGAAGUGUGGGUCGAAGAUGUAAGCUCGGAAGAGGAGCAGAAGCCGGUCAAAGGGAAAAAGCAACCCAAAUUGAAGUCGCCAACCCAUCAAGAGGACGCCACUCCAGUUCCCGUCGACGAAGAGGUAGGCGAACAGGAUGGCGAAGAAGAAGGAAGUGAGGAGGAUGGUCCAGAAUAUGGAGCAGAUGGUUUACCAUCCCUUCCAAGCAUGCCAUUUGAUAUUGACUUGGAUUUGGAUUUGGGUGACGAUAUGGGUGAGGAAGAAGAAGAAGUUAAGGAGGAAGAACCACCCAAACCAUUGACUCGCACAAAAACCGUUAAGAUGCCGGCUGUGUGGGUUCCCAAUAAUAGACGCACCCAUGCUGCCCUCAUCUAUAUGUUCUUCCGAGGUCAAACUACAGGUUUCUUGGCACCAGACCCAAAACCAGAACCGCCACAUAUAAUCAUGGCAUUCGAUGCCACCAAACGCCGAGAGAUAAUGCACGUGGUGGAGCGUCAUAGGGAAGAGGUGCCGCUGUAUGGUUACUUCACCAACGACGAUCCAGACGGAACAGAGCUAAUAGCGAACUCCACAGACAAAUACGAUUACUAUCCAGAGCAAUUGCUGAGCGACAAAAUUGUGCUCAAGGUCAAUAAGGUGCAAUCCAAUAUGAUGCUCUCCUUGGUCUCGUAUGGACCUAGCUAUGUCAGUCCCAAUGUGACAGCCGGACAUGACGAGGCUCUUAAAUUCUUUCCAGACGACUACAGGCAACAGGAAGAGCCGCCCGCUGAUGUUAAACAGAAGAAGGUCAAAAAGGGCAAGAAAGGUGAGGAAAUUCCAGAGAAGGCUCGAGAGAAGGCGGCAAGCCUUGAACCUCAACGUACAACAUUGCCCGCAGAUGCUGGAGCAGCAGUUUCCGCCGAUGUGCAACAACCAGGUGAAGAUAUUGAGAAGGAGACUUCUCAAACCGCUGUUCAAGGUGCAGAAGGUGAAGCGGCGGUUCCACCUACAACUGAAGGAGAGGGUGCUCCAGCGCCAGAGGGUGAAUCUGUGGUGGCGGAGGUUACCCAUGAAUCAGCUCCAACUGAAGCAGCUGCCGAAGAAGCUCCACAACCAGGUGAGGCUGUUGCCGAGACAUCCGCACCACCAGAGUCAGCUCCACCGGAAGUUGCACCGGAACCACCGAAAGAAGAGACACCUCCGGUUGAGGCUCCGCCAACAGAAGCUCCGCCACCAGAGCCAACACCACCAGAGCCAACACCACCAGAGGCAGCGCCAACAGAGGCGCCUCCAGCGGAGGAACCACCCACAGAGGCACCUCCACCAGAAGCACCGCCACCAGAUGCCGAAUAAUACAUUUCCAUAUAAGCAUGUUAAAUUUUUGUACUAAAAUUAUUCAAAGACAAAAAAAAACAGUAA
This is a messenger RNA of Drosophila willistoni, 2486 nucleotides long. Its product is annotated as fibrous sheath CABYR-binding protein. Bases 174 to 2420 code for a protein of 748 amino acids. The record is from RefSeq and is a predicted model, not a curated record. Lineage: Eukaryota; Metazoa; Arthropoda; Insecta; Diptera; Drosophilidae. The transcript is spliced from 7 exons.